UAUAUAUUUGCAGUGCUUACAGUUACUGUGACUAGUCUUCAAUUCAUUGCCUUGGAAGGCGCAUUCUAUGCCAACUUUGUCUUCUUCUUACUCAUGCGUGGUUUCCUCUUCUCCACAUUCUGUAUAACGGUCAUCUCAGCAUUCCCACUUUCUCAGUAUGGAACCAUCUUGGGAGCGGCUUCUACUCUCAGCGGUAUUUUCGCGCUGAUACAGUAUGGUCUUAUUCUACCAAAGCCAAAGAUAGCAAAUUCCAUUGCUCUCAUAUUGGCUUUUCUUCUAUUUAUUCCACCCACAAUUAUCUACAUCAUGUCGUCAAAGGCAUUGAAGAAGCUUCCAAGUGAUGUGUUCGAAAAGGACACAAUCGAAGAUAAUCUUUCCUCCAUUCAUUUAUAA
Messenger RNA from Rodentolepis nana, 393 nucleotides. The record is from the annotation of a GenBank genome assembly. Lineage: Eukaryota; Metazoa; Platyhelminthes; Cestoda; Cyclophyllidea; Hymenolepididae.